AUGAGUGUCGUAGCUCUCUCACCGGUGGCCCCUGAGCCAGCCUCGCCGAUGCUCACCUCUGUCACUCCUGUCACCCCGAACCUGGACCCCAACACCUCGAGCUCACUUGCUGCUAUCACUGUUCCCCCUCUCGGCCUGGAGCAUCAGUCGAAGGAUGGCUCUACCUCACCGGGCCCAGGCCCGAGCCAGGGAAGCCUCACUGAAGGACCUCACAUGGGACAAGACAACUCCCGGAGGUCAACGAAACCUCCGCCUCUCCACACUGGAGCUGACUGGAAGGUCGUCCUCCACCUGCCAGAGAUUGAGAAGUGGCUGAGAGCAACCAGUGACAGAGUGACGCAGCUCACACACUCUGUGGGGCAAGACAGCAACAACCGGCACGUGGACGUCCACUUAGUGCAGCUCAAGGACAUCUGUGAGGACAUCUCAGAUCAUGUGGAGCAGAUUCACGCCCUGCUGGAGACGGAGUUCUCCCUGAAACUACUGUCCUACUCUGUUAACAUCAUUGUUGACAUCAGGACGGUGCAGCUGCUGUGGCACCAGCUGAGAGUCUCGGUUCUGGUCCUGAAGGAACGUCUGCUGCAGAGCCUGCAGGACUCCAACGGAAACUACACCCGCCAGACUGACAUCCUGCAGGCCUUCAGUCAGGACCAGCACCAGACCCGUCUGGACGCUCUGACAGAGGUAGACGAUUGUGGUCAGCUGACUAUCCGCUGCAGCCAAGACUACUUCUCUCUGGACUGUGGUAUCACUGCUUUUGAGUUAAGUGACUACAGUCCCAGUGAUGAACCUGAGGUCCGGGUAGCAGAGUCUAAUAGUGAGGACACCCAAAAGGAGAUCAACCAAACCCAAGACCCAAACCAGGAACCAGGAUCUGAGGAAAGUGGAGGUCCCCAACUGUCAAACCACAAAAUCCAUAACAGUUUACCGGAACUCUCUUCUCCCAGUGACUCAACAAACCAUAACCCUUCUCCAUCUAUUUUGCCCACAAUGCAAUGUGGCAUGCCUAACCACAAUGAAAGUGCGAAGCGCCCCCUGCAGGGCGAGUUCCACAGCACUGAAGUGUCACCCACACAACCAUCACUUCCCAAGAAAGCUGCUAUGUUCCCAGAUGGAGCAGCCAGGGCGGAGGACUCAGUGGGAGGUUCGGAGAAGGUUAGCCCAGUCUCAGGGAUCCAGUUCCAGUCUGAGCUGAGCCGGAGCACCCCGUCUCUCAUCUCCGUCUCUCCUCCAGACCGCUCCAAGUUCUGGUUGGAACUAGACUCUGUUUAUCCGGAAAAUGUUUCACAGUCCUGCGAGAGCCUGCAGAGGUAG
Messenger RNA from Oreochromis aureus, 1314 nucleotides. Its product is annotated as A-kinase anchor protein 6-like. The record is from RefSeq and is a predicted model, not a curated record. Lineage: Eukaryota; Metazoa; Chordata; Actinopteri; Cichliformes; Cichlidae. The transcript has 6 exons. Bases 1 to 1314 code for a protein of 437 amino acids.